This is a messenger RNA of Eimeria mitis, 378 nucleotides long. RefSeq lists its product as uncharacterized. The transcript has a single exon. NCBI's taxonomy places the organism in Eukaryota, Apicomplexa, Conoidasida, Eucoccidiorida, Eimeriidae. The record is from RefSeq and is a predicted model, not a curated record. Bases 1 to 378 code for a protein of 125 amino acids.
AUGCAAGAGGACAAACAGCAGCAGUUGCAACGACAGCAGCAGCAGCAGCAAGCCAUACAGCAGCAGCAGCAGCAGCAGCAGCAGCAGCAGCAGCAGCAGAGAGCCCACCCGUUGCAGCCUGCUCGAGCGCAUUCGCAGAAGGAGGAACCUUCACUUCCGGUAGUUGCAGCGGCAGCAAGCUUGCCUCAUCAAACGCAACUGCAGCAGCAGCAGCAGCAGCAGCAACAGCAGCAGCAGCACAGCAGCAGCAGCACAGCAGCAGCUGAAAUUGCAUUCCGCUUGCAGCAGAGCCGCAGCUUCACAGCAGCAACCAGCAGUGCUGCAGCAGCAGCACGAGCAGCGGCAGCGGCACGAUGCCCAGCAGCAAAAAGGCUAUGA